AUGACCCUGAGGAAUUUUGGAAUGGGGAAGAGGAGUAUUGAGGACCGAGUUCAACAGGAAGCCAGCUGCCUUGUGGAGGAGUUGAGAAAAACCAAUGCUUCACCCUGUGAUCCCACUUUUAUCCUGGGCUGUGCUCCCUGCAACGUGAUCUGCUCCAUUAUUUUCCACAAUCGUUUUGAAUACAGAGAUCAGAAUUUUCUUAACUUGCUGGAAAGAUUUAAUGAAAACCUGAGGAUUCUGAGCUCUCCAUGGAUACAGGUUUGCAAUAAUCUCCCUGCUCUCAUGGAUUAUCUCCCAGGGAGUCAUAACAAACUGUUUAAAAAUUUUAAUUAUGUGAAAAGUUAUGUUUUGGAGAGAAUAAAAGAACACCAAGAAUCCUUAGACAUUGACAAUCCUCGGGACUUCAUUGAUUGUUUCCUGAUCAAAAUGGAACAGGAAAAACACAAGCAAGAGUCGGAGUUUACUUUUGACAACUUGAUAGCUACUGCAUUUAAUUUGUUUGGAGCUGGGACAGAGACAACGAGCACCACCCUGAGAUAUGCUCUCCUCGUCCUGCUGAAGCACCCAGAGGUCACAGCUAAAGUCCAGGAAGAGAUUGACCGUGUGAUUGGCAGACACCGGAGCCCCUGCAUGCAGGACAGGAGCCACAUGCCCUACAUGGAUGCCGUGAUACAUGAGGUCCAGAGAUACCUUGACCUCAUCCCCAACAACCUGCCUCAUGCAGUGACCUGUGACGUUAAAUUCAGAAACUACCUCAUCCCCAAGGGCACAACCAUAUUAACAUCACUGAAUUCUGUGCUACACGAUGACAAAGAAUUCCCCAAACCAGAGGUGUUUGACCCUGGCCACUUCCUGGAUGAGAAAGGCAACUUUAAAAAGAGUGACCACUUCAUGGCUUUCUCAGCAGGAAAACGGAUUUGUGUGGGAGAGGGUCUGGCCCGCAUGGAGCUGUUUUUAUUCCUGACCACCAUUUUACAGAAAUUUACCCUGAAACCUGUGGUUGACCCAAGGGACAUCGACAUCACUCCAGUUGCCAGUGGGUUGGGCCAUAUGCCACCCUCAUACCAGCUCUGCUUUAUUCCUGUGUGAGGAAGGGCAGACCGUCUGGCUGCUGAUGUGCAAUCAUCUGCAACUCCCCCUCCUCUGAGACAUUGUUCACCUCCUUCCCACUUCAUCCCCUUCCCAGAAAUGCCUUCUCUGACCUCUCAUCUCAUAUCUCCCCAUUCUGGCAAUAUCCAGUGAACAUCCAACCUCCAUUAAUGGAGAGUUCCC
This is a messenger RNA of Ceratotherium simum simum (southern white rhinoceros), 1272 nucleotides long. RefSeq names its product cytochrome P450 2C18-like. Gene Ontology annotation, cellular component: cytoplasm; intracellular membrane-bounded organelle. NCBI's taxonomy places the organism in Eukaryota, Metazoa, Chordata, Mammalia, Perissodactyla, Rhinocerotidae. Gene Ontology annotation, biological process: xenobiotic metabolic process. Gene Ontology annotation, molecular function: heme binding; iron ion binding; oxidoreductase activity, acting on paired donors, with incorporation or reduction of molecular oxygen, reduced flavin or flavoprotein as one donor, and incorporation of one atom of oxygen. The record is from RefSeq and is a predicted model, not a curated record.